This is a messenger RNA of Podarcis lilfordi (Lilford's wall lizard), 7488 nucleotides long. NCBI's taxonomy places the organism in Eukaryota, Metazoa, Chordata, Lepidosauria, Squamata, Lacertidae. The record is from the annotation of a GenBank genome assembly.
AUGCUGAGCCGCACGGUGUCCAACGUCAUCAGCUCCAUCGCCUUUGGCGAUUGCUUUGAAUACGAAGAUAAGGAGUUCGUCUCCCUGCUCAGCAUGAUGCUGGGUAGCUUCCAGUUCACUGCCACCUCUUGGGGACAGGUAAAUUGGAGGGGAGGGGAGAGGGAGAGCACAUGGGAUGAGGCCAUGGAAACAAGGAGAGUUGCCCCUUUCCCCUGGUCCUGAAAGAAUCUAAGAUCUCCACAAGCAACAGUGCUUGGGAGUAGCUGAGAAAAAGCUAUUGACCAUUGUUGAGGCACGUUGCUCACUUGGAGCUCUCCGUGGUGCUGCAACUCCUGAUCUGCCUUGCUGCUUGGCCAGGUCUGACUGGAGCAAGUUUAGAAUGUUGCCGCCAAUUCCAUAUAGUCCAUCAACUUGGCGGAAAUGACUGGCAAGAUCCGAGACCAGGGAGAAGAGUCCGUGGAAGAAGAUUGGAAAAAGUUUAAAGACUAUUUAUAGAAAUAUUGUAAAAUUAAGGAACGUUAGAAAAACGAUGGAAUGAAGUUAUAUGGCUUUAGUAGAAAUGUCAUAAGGAAUUAAGUAUAAAUAGAUUAAUAGAAAAUUAAAGGAAAAAUAAGGCAAGAAUGUGUUAAGAUAAUUAUAGGAUAGAAAACAGAGUAAGAUGAAAAGGAAUUGCUGAAACAAUUAAUAGAAGUGGAACACAAAAAGGGAGGUGUGAGGAGGUCGCUGGAAAUAAGUGAAUGAAAUAUAAGAUAUUGAAAAUGUUUGAGGUGUUUUUAAAUUGUUUUUGUUUGAUAUAAUAUUUAUUCCAAAUUUAAAAUCACAGAAAAAAAGAAAAACCAUACAGAGUACAAAGAAAACUUUGACCAUAACAAAGCAAAAAAUAAACAAGUAAAAAGAACAAUGAGAUAGAAUGAAAAAGAAAACUUAACAAAAAAUAUAAAAAUGUAUUAAGUUAAAAAUAAAACAAAAACAGGUUAAACCUUUACAUAUCCUUUUCCCUUUACUUAUUUCCAUUGACCUCCUCUCACCUCCCAAUUUUGUAUUCUUGUUCAAAUCGUAUUUCCAGCAAAUCCCUCUAAUCUUAUUUUCAUUUACGUAUUUUAAGAUUGAAGUAAUAUAAUUAAACCUCCUCUAUUUCAUCAAAUUCAUCAACUCAUUUUUGCUUAGUCCAUUAUAUCAUAUCUACCAGAACGACCUAAUAUUCUUUUUCCAACCUCCUUCUAACAUUCUUUUAUAUUGCAAUACUUUUGAAGAUAUAUUUUGAAUUUUUUCCAAUCUUCUUCCAUCGACCCUUCUCCCUGGUCUCGAAUUCUGCCGGUCAUCUCAGCCAGUUCCAUAUAGUCCAUCACUUUCAUCUGCCAUUCUUCUCGGGUGGGCAAUUCUUGUGUCUUCCAGUACUUCCCGAUGAGUAUUCUUGCUGCUGUUGUAGCAUACAUAAAGAAAGUUCUAUCCUCCCUUCGCACCAAUUGGCCGACCAUGCCCAGAAGAAAGGCCUCUGGUUUCUUCAGAAAGGUAUACUUAAAUACCUUUUCAGUUCAUUAUAUAUCAUUUCCCAGAAAGCCUUAAUCCUUGGGCAUGUCCACCAAAGGUGAAAAAAUGUACCCUCCGUCUCUUUACAUUUCCAACAUUUACUAUCUGGCAAAUGAUAGAUUUUUGCUAGCUUGACUGGGGUUAAGUACCACCUGUAAAUCAUUUUCAUUAUAUUUUCUCUUAAGGCAUUACAAGCCGUAAAUUUCAUACCUGUGGUCCAUAACUGUUCCCAGUCAGCAAACAUAAUAUUAUGUCCAAAAUCUUGUGCCCAUUUAAUCAUAACAGAUUUAACCGUUUCAUCCUGUGUAUUCCAUUUCAACAGCAAGUUAUACAUUCUUGAUAAAUUCUUAGUUUUAGGGUCUAACAAUUCUGUUUCCAAUUUUGAUUUUUCCUCCUGGAAACCAAUCUUUUUAUCUAAAUUAUAAGCCUCCCUUAUUUGAUAAUAAUGAAGCCAGUCUCGGACUUUAGUUUUUAAUUUGUCAAAACUCUGCAGCUUUAGUUUAUCUCCAUCUUGUUCUAAAAUUUCACAAUAUUUUGGCCAAUUUGUCUCCAUAUUAGUUUUUUUCAGAGCCUUAGCCUCCAUUGGUGACAGCCACCUUGGUGUUUUACUUUCCAACAAAUCCUUAUAUCUCACCCAGACAUUAAACAAUGCUUUCCUGACAAUAUGGUUCUUAAAGGCCUUGUGUGCUUUAACCUUGUCAUACCAUAAAUAUGCAUGCCAUCCAAAGACAUUGUCAAAACCUUCUAAGUCCAAAAUGUCCGUGUUUUCAAGAAGCAGCCAAUCUUUCAGCCAGCAAAAUGCGGCUGAUUCAUAAUAAAGUUUAAGGUCUGGCAGGGCAAAUCCACCUCUUUCUUUAGCAUCAGUUAAAAUCUUAAAUUUUAUUCUUGGCUUCUUGCCCUGCCAGACAAAUCUCGAAAUAUCUCUCUGCCAUUUCUUGAAACAGUCCAUCUUGUCCAAAAUCUGCAAUGUUUGAAACAAAAACAACAUCCUAGGCAAUACAUUCAUCUUUAUCGCAGCAAUUCGGCCCAACAAUGAUAACUUCAAUUUUGACCAUAUUUCCAAAUCCUUCUUUACUUCUAUCCAACAUUUUUCAUAAUUAUCUUUAAAUAAAUUCACAUUUUUAGCAGUCAUGUGAACCCCUAGAUAUUUCACUUUCUUGAGCAAUGUUAAUCCUGUCUCCUUCUGAAACCUCUCUUUGUUUUUGUUUGUUUUUGCUUUGUUUUGUUAGUCCAUGUAGCGUUUUUGUAUUGUAUUUGUAUUGUUUUUUCUCUUUUCUUUUUUGUUUGUAGUGUUGUGUUGAAAAUGUUGAAAAAGUAAUAAAUAUCAUUAAAAAAAAAAAAGUUUAGAAUGUUGCUUCGGCCUCACAUGAUCCCAGAUUGAGCUGUUGAGGCUGCUAGCACUGUAAGAAAUUCCUUCUCACCCUCUGAGUCCUCCUCCAAGUCUCCAUCCUUAUCCCCAAAAGAGGAGACGUCAUGUCUGUUACAGCUGAUAGCUUAGUCAGCAGUUGAUGCCAAGUUCUAUCUGGAGUCAGGAAUUCCAGCUGCCUGUUCUGUUCUUCUUAGAGAGAGACUUUCUGAGUCUGUCUUUUUUCUAGUCCCUUCCAAACUUCCAUGAUAUGUUUCCAACUUCCACAGACCUUCACCUCAGCUUCACUUUGUGCAAUAUCUGUUUUCUCUCCCCUCACCCUCUGAAACCAACACAAACAGCUCUAUGACAUGUUCUCGGGCGUCAUGCAGUACCUGCCUGGCCCACAACCUAAAGCCUUCAAGCAGCUCUUAGGGUUGGAGAAGUUCAUCAUGGAGAAGGUAAAAGACCACGAGGAGACCCUGGACCCAAAUGCCCCUCGGGAUUUCAUUGACUGCUUCCUGGUGAAAAUGCAGCAGGUAUGAUGAUUUCAUUCUAAGUAUUGUGAUCAAAGUAUUUGUCUGAAAGGAAAUUAGGAUCCCUGGAACGAAGCCACCUUUUCAACACUACUCAACUGUCCCUUCAUCCUCAAUUGUUUAAUCGUGACAUCACUGCAGCUUAACCAAUCAGCAGGAAAGAACAAGCUUUGAAUAAUAAUAAUAAUAAUUUAUUAUUUAUACCCCGCCCAUCUGGCUGGGCCUCCCCAGCCACUUUGGGCGGCUUCCAUAGAAACCAAAAAUACACUAAAAUAUCAUGCGUUAAAAACUUCCCUGAACAGGUGUCUGCCUGUCAAGUAGUUGUCUAUCGCUGACAUCUGCUGCAGGGCGUUCCACAGGGCGGGCGCCACUACCGAGAAGGCCCUCUGCCUGGUUCCCUGUAGCUUUGCUUCUUGCAAUGAGGGAACCGCCAGAAGGCCCUCGGCGCUGGACCUCAGUGUCCGGGCUGAACGAUGGGGGUGGAGACACUCUUUCAGGUAUACUGGACCGAGGCCGUUUAGGGCUUUCAAGGUCAGCACCAAUACUUUGAAUUGUGCUCGGAAACGUACUGGGAGCCAAUGUAGCUCUUUCAAGACCGGUGUUAUAUGGUCUAGGCGGCUGCCCCCAGUCACCAGUCUAGCUGCCGCAUUCUGAAUUAGUUGUAGUUUCCGGGUCACCUUCAAAGGUAGCCCCAUGUAGAGCACAUUGCAGUAGUCCAAGCGGGAGAUAACCAGAGCAUGCACCACUCUGGCGAGACAGUCCGCAGGCAGAUAGGGUCUCAGCCUAUGUACCAGAUGGAGCUGGUAAACAGCUGGCUGCCCUGGACACAGAAUUGACCUGUGCCUCCAUGGACAGCUGUGAGUCCAAAAUGACUCCCAGGCUGCGCACCUGGUCGUUCAGGGGCACAGUUACCCCAUUCAGGACCAGGGAGUCCUCCACACCUGCCCGCCUCCUGUCCCCCAAAAACAGUACUUCUGUCUUGUCAGGAUUCAACCUCAAUCUGUUAGCCGCCAUCCAUCCUCCAAGCGCCUCCAGACACUCACACAGGACCUUCACCGCCUUCACUGGUUCUGAUUUAAAAGAGAGGUAGAGCUGGGUAUCAUCUGCAUACUGAUGAAGACAUAUGAGGACCAGAUUUUAGCCUCUACUCACAUAUAAUCUAUGAAGCAUCCCCCAUUACUAUUUUCCUUCUGACUUAGGAUAAGAAAAACCCAAACACAGAGUUCUUUGCAAGGAAUCUGGUUAUGACAACCCUCAACAUCUUCUUCGCUGGCACAGAAACGGUCAGCACCACCUUGCGCUAUGGCUUCCUGCUUCUGCUGAAAUACCCGGAGGUUGAAGGUGACUGCGGAAGGGGGAGAAAAAUAGGGUGGAGAGAUGUGUCCUUGCCUUUCUAUGGAAAGCUCCCUCUUUGCUUUCCCAGCUAUGAGCUGGGAUCCUUCUUUAGCUCCCUGGAAAGUGCAAAUAGCACUUUUGGUCUCAUCCUGCUGAUUUCUCAACAGAGAAAGUCCACGAAGAGAUUGAACGGGUGAUUGGCUCGAAUCGCACUCCCAACAUGGAUGACCGUCCCCUGAUGCCCUACAUGGAUGCUGUGAUCCACGAGAUCCAGAGAUUUGGUGACAUGCUCCCCUUGGGAGUAGCAAGACGUGUGACCCGUGAUACCCAGUUCCGGGGAUACAACCUUCCCAAGGUACGAUGGUUCUAUUAGUUCCUGUGGCUCAGACCCUUUGGUACAAUUUCCAGAUACACUUUGUGGCUCAGCGAAAUUCCCCAAGCACUCUGUCUUGUUAGUGUGUCAGCACCGACUCUUGGGGAUCCUUUUCUUUGUCUCAGCACAGUUCCUCAUAAAUUUGCCUGUGUCUUCACAACAUCAGGAGUCCAGCCCUUUCCGGUUCAAUUCCCAUUACAGGAAUAGACACCUCAGUCAUCCAGUUAUUCUCCUGAUGUAUUUAUCGUUCGCAAGUUGCAUUACACUACUGGUCUACAUGAAAAAUAAAAAACAGAACUACAAUGGUACCUCAGGUUAAGUACUUAAUUCGUUCCAGAGGUCUGUUCUUAACCUGAAACUGUUCUUAACCUGAAGCACCACUUUAGCUAAUGGGGCCUCCUGCUGCCGGAGCACGAUUUCUGUUCUCAUCCUGAAGCAAAGUUCUUAACCCAAGGUACUAUUUCUGGGUUAGCGGAGUCUGUAAUCUGAAGCAUAUGUAACCUGAAGUGUAUGUAACCCAAGGUACCACUGUAUAUACUUCUUGAGUUAGAGUGGCGUCCGGCACACUUCCCUGUGCCUCUGAGCUUUCAGACAUCUUCCUGGCUCCAAGCAGAGUUUCGCAGCAGCGGUGUGUGCCUUGUUUAGGUGCAAUAAAUCACAGUCCGUACGCACGCUUCUUUCUAAUCUAAAGAGGCUUUAUUUACGUACAGCAUAGCAAAAUAAAUAAGCCGGGAGAUCGAGCAGACAUCCUCCCGGUUCCUCAGCGGAAAGAGAAAAGUAACUCACACACAAAGAAAGAUUCCCCUAUGUGAACAAACCACGCCCCAGUAGGCAGGGACAAUACACAGAACUGUUUAACUCUAAGUUCUGAUUCUCCUCACAAUACAGAUCUCUGCUCUCUUCAGCCAUCCUGCCAAAGAGACAGUCUUUCACAUAUUCAUGCAGUCACAAUGACCACUGCAUGCCCUGAUAGGGACACCAGCUGCAGGGGAGAAUUAUUGGUGCUUAGCAGAGGCACCACAUCAAGGGUAGUGUCCCAGAAAUGAGGAACUGUCAUUGAAAAGACCCUGCCAGGGGUCACAGCCCCCAGUAGGCCACUUUGAGAACUGUGCUAGAUGGACAAUUUCUUCAGUCAGAAGCAGGCACCACAGAGUUCAAUGGCAGUCUUUGGAGAAACUAUGUAUAGCAGGUAUGGAUGCUGGGGUGGCCUGGCAAUAUUCCCUUGUUCUCCUGGCAUCGCUGUGGCUUAGCAGGAGGGGCGAGGCAGCUGCGAGGUCAGCGCUGUGCAGAUACGCCAGCAGAAGGACCACAUAGGCUGCUCUGGUGUUUCCACAGAGCACCAACCUCCCUGCUGACUCACCCCACCCACCGUCCCCCCCACGUGGCACCAGUCGCAAUGCCUCUGCCAGCCCCAUUGGCUGCUUGCAAGGCAGAGGACCAGAGUUGUGCUAACGCUCAUAAAUGGCGUCUUACACUAUGCGACAUUGCUGCUCUUUCUGGGAUCAGGGUAUGUUUAUCUAAAGUGAUAGGGACAUGGGUGGCACUGUGGGCUAAACCACAGAGCCUAGGACUUGCCGAUCAGAAGGUCGGCGGUUCGAAUCCCCAUGACGGGGUGAGCUCCCGUUGCUCGGUCCCUGCUCCUGCCAACCUAGCAGUUCGGAAGCACGUCAAAGUGCAAGUAGAUAAAUAGGUACCGCUCUGGCGGGAAGGUAAACGGCGUUUCUGUGUGCUGCUCUGGUUCGCCAGAAGCGGCUUAGUCAUGCUGGCCACAUGACCUGGAAGCUGUACACCGGCUCCCUCGGCCAAUAAAGCGAGAUGAGCGCUGCAACCCCAGAGUCGGUCACGACUGGACCUAAUGGUCAGGGGUCCCUUUACCUUUUAUCUAAAGUGAUGGAUUGCCACACUUGCUUGUAUUUGUGGACUUUCUGGGGGUUGGCAUGGCUAUGAUAAGCUCCUGUGCUUCAGAACUGACCACUGCACCAAUUGGCCUGGUGUUGAAAUCUCCCAUUUCUCCUGUAUCUUCUCAUUUCUCUUCCUUUCUGGGGGGACUGAAGGAACUGAAGUGUUUCCCAUGCUCGGGUCUGUGCUGAGAGACGCCCAACACUUUGCAAGACCAGAUGUUUUUGACCCCCAACAUUUCCUGGAUGAGAAUGGGCAGUUCAAGAAGAAUGAGGCUUUUAUGCCUUUUUCUGUUGGUGAGUCAGUCGCCUUCCUUUUCCAGGCACUCCUAAACCAUCUCUAAUGGCACCCUCAGAAGAUGUCUUUUCCUUCUUCCUCUUUCCUAGGGAAGCGCUAUUGCUUGGGGGAGAAUCUGGGCCGGAUGGAGCUUUUCCUCUUCUUCACCAGCAUCCUGCAGAACUUCCACUUAA